UCUCGUCGCAAAACCCUAAAUUGGUCUAUCAUAUAGAAUCGAAAUGAACACAAUCACGAAAGCCUCACUAUUUCUUCCGUAGGGUUUGUUAAGGCGACGAAACUUACUGAGUCGCCUCAUAACCCUAGUUUCUUAAUCUCGUCGCUUCGUCAACAUGGCAUCUAAGAGGAAGAACAGGGAGCCAAAAGAAGAAAAUAUUACCCUUGGACCUGCUGUCAGAGAAGGAGAGCACGUCUUCGGUGUCGCACACAUUUUUGCAUCAUUCAAUGACACCUUCAUCCAUGUAACUGAUCUGUCUGGAAGAGAAACCCUUGUUCGCAUCACUGGUGGUAUGAAGGUGAAAGCUGAUAGAGAUGAAUCUUCUCCAUAUGCUGCCAUGCUUGCAGCGCAGGAUGUUGCACAGAGAUGCAAGGAACUGGGCAUUACUGCUCUUCAUAUUAAGCUCCGUGCUACUGGAGGGAACAAAACAAAAACCCCUGGUCCGGGUGCUCAGUCUGCACUCCGUGCUCUUGCUCGUUCUGGAAUGCGAAUUGGUCGUAUUGAGGACGUCACACCAAUUCCUACUGAUAGCACUCGCAGAAAGGGUGGUAGAAGAGGUAGAAGGCUGUAGGCUUGUUUUUUUUUUACGUGGCCGAGUUAUGCAGUGGCAACUGUUGCGGUUUCACUUUGCAUGGGAUGAGAGACUUUGCUAAAAGUUAGGUUGAUGUUAUUUUCCAGUUUGAAAUGAUAUGUAGUUUUCUCAACUUAGUUAGACUUUGUCAAAGAUUCAUUUCAAGAUGUAGAAAGAGUGUGCGAUACUGAGUUGCAUUGGCACUUGGAAACUUUUUGAAAAAUUUCUUGCCCGUUGGUUCGUAUUUACGCUCGGCAUCAUGAGCAAGUCCUUUUUAUGUAUGGAUUUUUUUUUAAUUGCACUCUCUCUCUCUUUUCCGUUC
Morus notabilis is the source of this 932-nucleotide messenger RNA. RefSeq names its product 40S ribosomal protein S14-3. Bases 155 to 610 code for a protein of 151 amino acids. Gene Ontology annotation, molecular function: structural constituent of ribosome; mRNA 5'-UTR binding; small ribosomal subunit rRNA binding. Gene Ontology annotation, cellular component: ribosome; cytosolic small ribosomal subunit. The record is from RefSeq and is a predicted model, not a curated record. NCBI's taxonomy places the organism in Eukaryota, Viridiplantae, Streptophyta, Magnoliopsida, Rosales, Moraceae. The transcript has 6 exons. Gene Ontology annotation, biological process: ribosomal small subunit assembly; maturation of SSU-rRNA from tricistronic rRNA transcript (SSU-rRNA, 5.8S rRNA, LSU-rRNA); translation.